Molecule: messenger RNA, 1517 nt
Organism: Drosophila bipectinata
Lineage: Eukaryota; Metazoa; Arthropoda; Insecta; Diptera; Drosophilidae
Product: cytoplasmic 60S subunit biogenesis factor ZNF622
Biological process (GO): ribosomal large subunit biogenesis
Cellular component (GO): preribosome, large subunit precursor
Molecular function (GO): zinc ion binding; nucleic acid binding
Source: RefSeq, a predicted model, not a curated record
GUUGCUGUUUGUGUUCUUUUUCUUAUUCGCAUUAAUCAUCGUAUCUUUCUGGAUUUUAGAUCAGACGCAGUACGAAAUCUGUUGUGAAAUUCCAAAUUCCUAAGAGACCUAAGAGCAGCUGCAGCCAUGUCGCAGUUCACGUGCCUCAAUUGCGAUGCCCGCUUCGCAAGUGCGGAGAUUCAGCGGGACCACUACAAAACCGACUGGCAUCGCUAUAAUUUGAAGCGACGGGUGGCCCAGCUGCCGCCGGUCACCGCCGAGGAGUUCCAGCAGCGCGUGCUGAGCGCCCGCAGCGCCAACGAUGCCGCCCUGGAGGAGCAGAACAUCAGUGUCUAUUGCCAGGCGUGCCGCAAGCAGUUCUCCGGCCAGAAGGCCCACGACAACCACCUGAACAGCAAGAAGCACAAGGAGGCCCUGGCCAAAUAUGAACGCGACCAAAUGACCGCCAGUGGUGGCAGCACGGCUGCCUCCGUUUGCACGCGAAGUGUGCUGGAGCCGCGUCCCCAUCCCGCCCUGGCGGCUGCGGCGGCGGGCAAGGGUCGUCUGGCCUUUGCGGAGCGAGCACAUGGCCGCGACGAGGACGAGGAAUUCGAGGAGGGCGACGAUGACGACUUUGAGGACAUUGAGGAGGAGGAGGUGGACUCGGACGAAUGGGACAAGAUACCGGAGAACCCACUGACCGAGCGCGAUUGCCUCUUCUGUACGCACAACAGCGAGGAUCUGGUUGAGAACCUCAAACACAUGUCCGUGGCCCACUCGUUCUUCAUACCUGACACCGAAUACUGCACCGAUAUCGACGGCCUCCUCUACUACCUGGGCGAGAAGGUGGCCAACUAUUUCAUCUGCCUGUGGUGCAAUGAUCGCGGCAAGACCUUCUACUCCCUGGACGCUGUGCGCAAGCACAUGGUGGACAAGGGUCACUGCCAAAUGCUCCACGAGGGCAUGGCCUUGGCCGAAUACGCCGAGUACUAUGACUACAGUUCCAGUUAUCCGGAUAAUAAGGAUGGAAUGGACAUCGAUGAGGAGGUCGUUCCAGAGCUGCUCGACGGCGACGAGUACCAGUUGGUGCUGCCAUCGGGUGCUGUGAUCGGACACCGUUCCCUGCUCCGCUACUACAAGCAGCGUCUGCGCCCGGAAAGCGCCGUCGUCCUCAAGAAGUCGGACCGCAAGCUGCACAAGGUCCUCAGCGAGUACCGGGCUCUGGGCUGGACGCAGACCCAACAGCAGGCGGCUGCCCGCAAGGCGAAGGACAUUCAUCUGAUGAAGCGCGUCCAGUCCAAGUGGCAGAUGAAGCUCGGCUGCAAGGCCAACAAGCUGCAGAAACACUACCGCGCCCAGGUCCUCAUCUAAGGAUAAUGCCCCUUUGGAAUAUAUUCCGCAUAUAAUAUUAAAUGCCCCAGAAUGGGUUAUUUUUUUGUUAAUCGCUAGGAUUUCUUGUAAUAUAAAAAUACAUAAAUGAGUGUACUAAGAGGAGGUUCCAAACAAAAUGGAAUUUCCGAAUUUUCCUCGGAUUUUCC